AUAUAAAACAUAUACACAACUUUUAAAAUGUAGCGGGUCGUGAAAUAGGGAUUACGGAGACUAUAAUAGACACACGUACAAUAGAAAAGGGAUUAAAAUAUACGUUGUGCAAUGCAAAUAACACUUUCGUCACUCUCCGUUCAAGUACAAAUGUGUAGUGAAACAUGCAUGUAAACUUUACAACAACAUUUCAAUGUGUUUACCUGUAUGGUGUAGUGAAUAUAUGAAAGACCUUGAUGUCAAUUUUUUGAUAAACAUAUUGUCUCCCAGCUAAAUAAAUCAAAAAGAUGCGAAAGAACAAAUUAUCGAUAACCAUUUAGUUGGGAGUGACAAUUAUUCGUUCAAUUUAGACCACAUGCUUCCGGCAACGAUAGAAAUAUUGCUGGAUAUUUAUGACAACAAAAAGAUCAAAUUUGUGACUUUUAAAGGUGUCAGUGAUAUUUGUUGAACAAUGAAGUUUUUUGAUAAAUUCUCAAGGUUUUCGUUUGCUGCGAUUGUCGUCAUUAUAAUUAGUGGGAUUGUAGAAAUAGUUGCCUUAGCAACACCAUAUUGGACAUUAUCUAGUACGCAAUCGUUAGGAAAUAUUGGACAUUCCGGACUUUGGUUAAAUUGUAGACGAACACAAGCUACUGUGGUGACGACUGUUUCCUGCUCUAGUUAUGCAGAUGCAAUUGCAGGAUGGAUGGUUGCAGUGAGGGCAUUGAACGUGAUAGGUAUGAUCUUCGGGAGUGUUGCUCUGGUAUUCAUGGGAUUAUUUACAUUUCUUUAUUCAGAGAAAUGGAACAAAAUUAUCAGAAGUUCAGCACUAAUAAGUGCUUUACUUGCAGGUUCUUUAAUCAUUAUCGGUGCAGUCCUGUAUGGAGUCUCUGUUAGCCAAGGGAAAGCUCCAGUCCCAUACCAAGUCGUUAGUGCUAAAUAUAUACAUUCACUUUCUUGGUCAUUUGCGCUGAGUUUGGUAGCUGCAAUAUUGUUUGUUAUUAGUGGUGUAAUGAUGGGAUUUUCCAGAAAACCACGGAUAAAUAGCUAAAUGAUUUGAAUCACUCGAAACGGAUCCGGACAGCAUGGACUAUUUUUGUUACAUUCGAAUAUUACCGCGUAUUGGAAGGAUAAAUAUUGAAAUGAACAUGGAUCAUUCUAAAUACCUAAGAGUAAGGAGAAAUAAAACGGCUCACAUGUUAAAUGAUGAGCUAAAAUACUGGAUGUUAAAAAAAAUUCAUUUAAACUGUCACAGACAGAGCCUCCAUAAAAUUAAUGUUGAUGUUAAGUCUGAACGAAAAUAUUGUAUAGAUUAGUUCAUUGUUUGCAAUGAAACACCGUUAUUUCCCAGUCAAAUGAAACCGACAUUUCACAUGUGAAAUAAAAUCAUAUAUCUUAAAGCCCAUGUCGUCAUACAAACACUGAAGGUAUUGUCAAGUCGUUGUCACAAAAUUUGCAUCAAAGUGAAACGAGAACGUUUAGAAAAAAGAUAUAACUCUUUGCAAUUUCUUCUCUAUUAACACGAAAAGUUAUAGCAAUCAAAAGAAUAGCCGAGCAACAUUCACUCAUAUAUACGCGUGUGCAUUAAUGUGUUGUUCGGUCAUGGUUGAAUAUUUUCCACAUUCCAGUUUUUUUAUUAGUUAUUCUCUAAUUAAUGUCAUCUUUUUAUUUAGGCCUUAAUUUUAUCUAUAUAUUAGAAUUCGGAUGACAGAAAGGCAAAAAAUUAAGAAUAUGGUAUACUACAUAGGUUCUAUUUAUAUAAUAUAAGAUACUAGUUGAAACUUAAAGAGCACAAUGAACUGUAUCUUAACGGAAAAGAAGGAACAUGGCAAACACCGAAGCAAAACAACAGGGCUUUUUAGCUGUUUUUCAUCGUAAAAUUACAGCUUGGCUUUAUAAAUAGUGAAACAUUCAAAACUCCAUGCAAAUACAAGGCCUCAUGCAACUUCGUUCACCUGUCAGAGUGGAAUAUUAAUAUUGAAGAACUGGAAACUGUCCAUGUUUUCAGACAAUUAACAAAAUGAAACAAUGUCGAAUCAAUAGAUGUGUGUUCUUCUAUUAUUUUUUUCAUCCAUUUACUUUUUAAGUCGAGAAUAAGCGACAAUAUGGGUAAAGUUCAGUCAUUAUAAUUUUAUGAAGAAAAGACUUCUUUAUAUGUGACCGAACAGGCAUCGCAGUGACAAAGAAAUGUUCUAUUUUAAAGGCACACAUGUGUACUGAUUGAUAUUUUGUCUUGGAUACAUGAUUUUUGUAUUAGUUGUUAUUUGCUACUAGCAUGGAACUAGCUUGCAGUAACUGCUAGUACUUUCACGUAGGUACUUUGUGUCUUUAGUGUUUUUAUUAAUUGUUUUGUUUGUGCUUUGUAACGAUCAGAUGAGUCAGCCCUUUUCAACUGU
Messenger RNA from Mytilus californianus (California mussel), 2372 nucleotides. RefSeq names its product clc-like protein 2. Bases 452 to 1027 code for a protein of 191 amino acids. NCBI's taxonomy places the organism in Eukaryota, Metazoa, Mollusca, Bivalvia, Mytilida, Mytilidae. Gene Ontology annotation, cellular component: plasma membrane. The transcript is spliced from 3 exons. The record is from RefSeq and is a predicted model, not a curated record.